Coregonus sp. 'balchen' is the source of this 6296-nucleotide messenger RNA. Lineage: Eukaryota; Metazoa; Chordata; Actinopteri; Salmoniformes; Salmonidae. The record is from the annotation of a GenBank genome assembly.
AUGACGUAUGAUCCGUAUUAGACAAAAGGACUAGACUCAGCAGAAAACAUCCCACAAUUACAGUCUGAGACUUGGUCCCAACUGGUACCCUAUUCCCUAUAGUGCACUUCUUUAACCCAUAGGGCUCUGAUCAAAAGUAGUGCACUAAAUAGGGAGGGAAUAGGAUGCCAGUUGGGAGGUAGACUGAGAGUUACCCUUUGAGCUGGGAAAUACAGUACUGUAAGGGGAAGGAAUCUACACUGUGGAUGUCUUUGGUUUCUGUGGCAGGGAGCAGUUAGUUUCCCAUCAGUGGAGAUUUUUUAGAUUUGUUGGCUGUGUAUGUGUGUGUGUGUGUGUGUGUGUGUGUGUGUGUGUGUGUGUGUGUGUGCGUGUGCCAGCGAGUGUGUACAAGCUUUAUAGGCCCUAGAUGCCUUCUUCAGUUUGGCCCUCACACACCUCUCACCAGCCAAGCACUGAUCGUGUGGAGACAUAGACCUUGUCCACUGUGAUCUCUUGAAUGUAUCACUUUCAGCAACAGCUUUAAAUAACAGAGGAAAUAACAGGGGAAAACCUCCAUUUGAUCCAGUCAUGUUGGAUUUCAGCUCGUCGAAACUAGAGACCUUGGGAAUCGUGACAAGAGAAGUGCUUGGCCAAUUUGCUUAGCUUGGUAUCUUGUGUGAUUAUGGUGAAAGCCUCGCUAUUAUAGCUCUGUCUACACCACCAGUAUAUGCCCUGUAGGAAUAUCCUUAUCUGACCUCAGGACUAAAUCAACUAAAGGCCCACUGUAAAACUCCCUGGUCCUCUAGGCACGAGCUGGGGUCUGACAGUGUCCUACAAAUUUGUCCUUCAAUUUAAAGCAUGACUCAAUGAACCCGUUUACUCCUGUAGCUGUGCUGACCGUGGACAAUUCCGUAGUGGACGUGGAAACCAUCCAGGCUUUAUAUGAAAACGUGAGUGUCCUGAACUACUUGUGUUUGUAUACGAGUCCUCCUUUCUUUUACCGUACUGUUCUCUUUCAGAGAGACCGGCAUGACUUUUACAUUUUGAGAUCUCUUCAGUGUUAAGUGUUGUUUGUACCUCUCUCAUCUCAGAGAGCCCAGCCUGAUGAGCUGGAGCGGAUAAAGAAACACUACCAGACUUCAGAGGAGGAGCAGGUCAAGCUUCUGGACAAACCUGAACAGUGAGUGUUCUCCUUUCCCUUCCUUAUCACAUUUUGUAUAUUCUGUGGAGGGCGGAAGCUGGAGCCCAGCGGGAUUAGCUCCAACUCAAGGCGCCAUCUUUAUAUUGGAACUCUAAUGUAGGACAAAAGACUUGACAAAGGCGGUAGUGACAUCAAAGCAACGUCCAUCAUGUCUUCUUCCUUGUCACCCGUGUUGUCUCUAGGUUCCUGUAUGAGUUGUCUCAGAUACCAGAAUUCCCGGACAGAGCUUCAUGUAUCAUCUUCCAGUCUGUCUUCAUAGACGGCAUGGCCUCCAUACAGUGCAAGUUGGACAUCGUCUCUAGUGUCUGCGAGGUUGGAACUCUCUCUUCAUGUUAGUUCAUACUAGGUGGCUGUCAAAGGGGUAGAGUGUUUUGGUAGUCCAGUAACAGAGGAACCACAGGAAAAGUGUUUUAAUGUAGAACACAUAUCCAUAAUAAAUAAAGAGUCUUCAAGGGAAACUCCACUCAAAAAAAAAAAUCUAUUUUUAUUUUUUAUUUGUCAUUAGUCGGCUGUUGAUACAGUCCAAAAAAAUGUUUGGCAUGUCAGCGGUGAAGUUUUCAAGAUAUUGGACUUUCAAGAAGCAAAGUGUCACGGGCCACAUCAUCACAUUAAAUGUAAAUGAGUCAAGGAGCUUGUCCCAGUAGUCUGAAGUGUAUUUCUGUCUCCAGGAUCUGAUGGAGACCUCAGUGUGAGGGAGGUAUGUGGUCUGGUUCUAGCCCUGGGGAACCACAUGAACGGGGGCAACAGGACCAGAGGACAGGCUGACGGCUUUGGACUGGAGAUCCUGCCCAAACUAAAGGACGUCAAGAGCAGGGUAAGGGCCAUGUUACAGGAUGAAGUACAGUUAGAUGAGUGUAUAAUAUAGCAUAGUAAAAACCUACAGCUCACAGUAUUUUUGAAGCAGAAGACAGACAGAUGUAUUGUUUGGUGUUGGGUUCCUUUGUGUUUGAGGUUCUUUUGUGUUCUCUGUUCUCUUCUUCUUGAAGGACAAUCGUAUCAGUCUGGUUGACUAUGUGACAUCGUACUAUCUCCGCAAACCUGGAUGAGGUAAUGUCAAACAUUGUUAAUCACUUUAUUGUAAUGCAUUUUACUGGAAGUUAGUCUAUGGUUGUUUGAGAUUUUUGUAAUUCAGGUGUUUUUUUAUUGUUUCUAUGUAGAAUGCCCCUAGAACAAAUGUCAUGUUGUUGUUGUUGUUGUUUUUGUCACUCUGAUGUUGCUGUUCUGGUUUCCCCCAGAAUGCUGGAACAGAGAGAAGUGUCUUCCCUCUCCCUGAGCCUCAGGAUGUGUUCCUGGCUGCCCAGGUCAAGUUUGAAGACAUCACCAAGGACCUGAGACAGCUUAGACGAGACCUGGCAGGUCAGAGGACAUUCAUGCCUAAUCACAACACUGUGAUGUUAGCAACACAUAGACAGAUAGGCAGGCAAGAAGGCAGGCAGGCAGGCAGACUGACUGACAGACAGAAGGAGUCUCAGCUUCACAUGCUGUGCCAGAGUCAAAGGUUAUCACUGUGGUUUUCGCCUUCGAUAAACAACUGUUUAGAUCUGGGGUUCUUAAACCUUUUCAGCUCGAGACCCAAAUGAAAAAUUGACCAUCUUCCUAUGACCCAAAUUGUCCUUCAUUGACCCAAAUUAAGAAGAAUAGUGUGUUAUUAUAGAUGUAUUCUCAUAACUCGCGGCCACCUUACAUGCCCAGGGCCCACUUUUGGUCCCGACCCAUAGUUUAAGAAACCUUGGUUUUUCUGGUUUCUUUCCCCCUCUCUCUCUGCUCCUCUCCAAACCCCCCCCCGUUUUGAGGAAACAAAAGCAAAGAUAGAAACCCAAUCAAGAAAAAAAACAAAAAAAAAAAGAAAAAUGCAGAAAAAAAAGAACAAGAAACCAAGAAAACAAUAACCCCCAAAAAAACACAAAAAAAAAAAAAAAAAAAAAAAAAAAAAAAAAAAAUAAAAUCAAAAAAGAAAAAAAAGAGCAAAGAAAAAAACAAAACAAAAUAAGAACAAAAGAAAGGAAAUACAAGAAAAAAAAAAAAAAAAAAAAAAGAAAAAAAAAAGCAACGAAAAAAGAAAAAAAAAAAAAAAAAACGAAAAACACAGCCGAAACAAAAGAAAAAAAAUAAAAAAAGAUAAACAAAGAGAAACCAAAAAAAGAAACAAAAAAGAAGACAAAAAAACAAUAAACCAAGAACAAAGAAAAUAAAAAACAAAAAAAAUAACAAAUAAAAAAAAAAAAAAAACAAAAAAAAAACAAAAAAAAAAUAAAAAAAGAAAAAAAACAAAAAAAGGGAAAAAAAAAAAAAAAAAACAAAAAAAAAAAAAAAAAAAAAAAAAAAAAAAAAAAAAAAAAAAAAAAAAAAAAAAAAAAAAAAAAAAACAAAAAAAAAAAAAAAAAAAAAAAAAAAAAAAAAAAAAAACAAAAAAAAAAAAAAAAAAAACCCCCCCCCAAAAAACCCCCAAAAAAAAAGGGGAAAAAAAAAAAAAAAAAAAAAAGAAAAAAAACCAAAACCCCAAAACCCCCAAAAAAAAAAAACCCCAAAAAAAAAAACAAAAACCCCCCCCCCCCCCCCCCACCCCCCCCCCUUUCCCCCCCGGGCCCCCCCCACCCCCACGGGCCCCUCAAAAUUUCCCUCACCCCAGAUGAGAUUACAAAGAAUACUGUUUUCAUUCAGGAUUUGUGUAAACUGUGGAGGCGGGGUAUCUGCAUUGUGUGGCGACUAGCGAAUCUUUUCUCUUUUUUACCUUUUGGUUUUGGAGUUUGGUCCUUUCAGACAGGAAGAAGGUCAUUCAGUCUCAGGUAAACAGAGGACUACUUUUGGUGACACGGGUGUGUUUUGAGAUGGAGUUGAAAGCAGAACCACUGUCCUGUAGAACAGCUAAUGCACUUCUUGAGUUGUUUUUUUGUUUGUUUCAUGUAGGUUAUAUCUCAUCUGUGAUUGGGCAGCUCUUGACCUGUGUGACCAAUCAGUGAUUCCACAAAUAGAUGUGAUUUCCUUCCUGACAAAGGAAACAGCUUUCAUUCUAGAACCUAGAGAUUACAGUGGGGGUCUUUAUCACACUCAAUGGAAACCCUUUCAGGAAAUAAUAUAUUCAAAAUGUAUUGUGCGUAGGCACAGACCCCCGCAAAGGGAUUCAUUCAAUUACUACAGCUGACAGUUCAUAUUUCCCAGUGGGGAUAUACUUCUGUAUCCAACCACAACUCAGAGAAUAGCUAAGCACACACACACACAUUAUGUUCUUCUAAUCCUCGUGGGGACCUAAAUUAAUUUCCAUUCAAAAUAAAAUGUUCCUUAAACCCUUUCCAUAACCCUAACCUUAAUCCUAACCUUAACCCGUAACCCAAACCCUAAACCUAACUCCUAACUCCUAACCCCUAAACCUAACAACUAACCCCUUACCCUAGCCCAAAUUCUAACCUUAACCCUAAUUGUAACCCAAACCCUAAACCUAACUCCUAAGCUUAAAAUAGCCUUUGUCCUCAUGGGGACGUGGGAAAUGUCCCCACGUGGGAGAAUCUUCCUUGUUUUACUAUCCUUGUGGGGACUUUUGGGGAUUUUAGGUCCCCACAAGGAUAAAAGAACCCACACACACACAAACACACACCCAUACACACACACCCACACACACACACACAUACACACACUACACACAUACAUACACACACACAUACACACACAGACACACCCACCCACACACACACACUAACACACACACACACACACGCACACGCACACACACAUACACACACCCACCCACACACACACAUACACACCCACAUACACACCCACAUAAGCACGCACACCCAAACACACCUACACCCACACACACAUACACAAACUAACUAAACAGGGAACAGAUCAGAACAAAGGCAUGGUUCAACCCAGGUAUGAGGGAGGUUCAAACAGCAAGACAAAAGGCUCCUGAGAUAGAUGGAGAGAUGUCACGGUGGUUGGGAGUCUCAGUGAUAAGACCUAGUCGUGUUGAGAGGUAGUGAGAAGGGCAUCUGUAACUCACAUCUGGUGGCCACAGGGGAGGCCAUACUUUCGUGGUAUGCGUACGUCCAUGUUGUGUGUGUGUGUGUGUGCGUGCGUGUGUGCGUGCGUGUUUAUAGGGCGGUCCGUUUGGGUUGAUAAGGAGUACCCCCUUUAGAUUACAUAAGGACAGUGAUGUGAUUGUCGCCCUCCACUCUGAUCGCUGGCGACACACAGUGCAGUCUCACAAAGACACAGAGACAGAUCUGAUGGGCAGGAUUAUAGCUGUAUCUGAAAGGCGCCAGGGCAGUAUCACAGAGACUCUGAAUCAGAGACACUCCAAGAAGUCUCUGGACACAGACACACACACACACACACCACACACACACACACACACACACACGCACACAGACUGAGAAGUCUCUAAACACACACACGUGCAAACUGUCUCACACACACAGGAAUAGAGAGAGAGAGUGAAGUGCAUUGACCUCAGCACUAUCAUAGCUGGGAUUGGUUGGUAAAUGGAAUCAUAUGGGCACACUUAAAGACAGUAGAGAAUAGUUGAAGGGCUAAAAACAGGAGAAGGAAGAGAUGACAGUCAAGAAAGGAAAGCUUUUGUUCUGAAGCUGAGUUGACUUUGAGUUGGUCAAAGGCGGUCCUUAGCUUAAGUAUAAACAGGGUUUCUGAAUGACUGCUGUGGGGAAACCAGCUUUGACUGGAAACGAGCUUUGUUGCUGCCUGUGCUGUUGCCUGUGUGAAUGAAUGGGGCCUGGUGAGAACAGAACCCUGCCAGACUGAUGCCGAGGUUACAGCUGUGAGGAAUCUGAAGCAGCACUAACUACAGCUAUAGAGUUACACAGGCUGGCGGAGGCUCUCAAACACUAACACACACAACAAACUAACCUCAGAGUAACACCAUUCCACUCACCCGGUCACAUGAAUACGAAAACAUGCUGUUACACUUUUCAAGUUGGUUGGUGGGGUGUUUGUGAUCGUCUGCACAUAAUGUUGUCUCAUGGAAAAAAUAACCAGUGUUUUUCCUGUUUUCACAGUGUGUGAAGAAGGUGUUCAGAAGGUGUGCUCCAGCUCUCCAGAGGAACACCUCCAGACGUUUAAGGACAAGAUGGAGGCGUUCCUUCUGAAUGGUGAGUAG